This is a messenger RNA of Morchella sextelata, 375 nucleotides long. RefSeq lists its product as uncharacterized. Bases 1 to 375 code for a protein of 124 amino acids. The record is from RefSeq and is a predicted model, not a curated record. Lineage: Eukaryota; Fungi; Ascomycota; Pezizomycetes; Pezizales; Morchellaceae. The transcript is spliced from 8 exons.
AUGGAGAAACGAGAAAGAGAGAGAACACUGAAGCCCCAAGCACGUAAAUCUUGGCGUAAUAGAUCUUUUCUGUCAGCUGGCUGUUUUCUCGGAGGUAAACGAAAAAAGAAAGACGACUACGAAACCUACACCAGAGAGCGAAGACAAAUCUCAUUGGCACUGGAGAAAGAGCAUUACUAUCGAUACAUCAAUCACGCGCCUAGCCAUGCACCAUACAUAUCCUAUCAUAGUGAGAUACACAAAUUCCAGGAUUUUCUAUUGAUAUCAGCACAGCAUAUCUCACUAAAUAAUAUAGCGCUCAGUAACGCAACCACGUUUAUCUUUUGCUAUCGACAGGGUGCGCAAAGGCUGACAGACUGUACCACCAUUGCAUAG